AUGCCCCCGCCGACAGCAGGCGGUAUCAACGAGCCCCAGGAAUGUCCCUAUUGCCGCAGGACAUUCUCUUGUUACUAUUCCCUGAAACGACACUUCCAAGACAAGCACGAGCAGUCCGACACGCUUUACGUCUGUGAGUUCUGUCACCGGAGGUACCGGACCAAGAACUCGCUGACCACGCACAAGAGCCUCCAGCACAGAGGCUCCAGCGGCAUGCUGAAGCGACUGCUGAAGACGUCCGCGCUGCACAGCGCCCUGGCGCCGGCGCCCCAUCAUCUGUUCGACCUGGGCGCCGACCGUGGACCGCAGUUGCCGCCCGGCCUUCAAUGA
Molecule: messenger RNA, 330 nt
Organism: Danaus plexippus (monarch butterfly)
Lineage: Eukaryota; Metazoa; Arthropoda; Insecta; Lepidoptera; Nymphalidae
Product: broad-complex core protein-like
Exons: 1
Coding region: 1-330 (109 amino acids)
Source: RefSeq, a predicted model, not a curated record